UUGUAUGUAAUUUUUACAGAGCUGCGUGUUGGUGAAUACGUCUGUGCUGUUCUUGUGGUUUUGAUCUCGAGUAGAAACACAAAUCGCCGGUAGCGAUGGCAAUGCACGUUCCGAAAGGUCCAGGAUUUGCUUCUAUGCUGAAGGAAGGUUCUAAGUUUUUCGCCGGAAUCGAGGAAGCCGUCAUUCGGAACAUCGAAGCUUGCAAGGAGUUCACUAAUACUGUCAAAACAGCAUACGGCCCGAAUGGAAUGAACAAAAUUAUAAUCAAUCAUUUCGGAAAGCUUUUCUUAACCUCCGAUUGUGGAACGAUUGUUCGCGAAUUGGAGGUGAAUCAUCCCGCCGCUAAAAUGAUCGUACAAGCGUCCACUAUGCAGGAACAAGAGGUCGGCGAUGGAACCAAUUUCGUUGUUAUUUUAGCUGGUGCACUUCUGUCGAAUGCGGAAGAUCUCGUUCGAAAGGGAUUGAAACCGGUUGAAGUAGCGAAAGGAUAUGAAUUGGCGCUGAAGAAAUGCUUAGAUAUUCUGCCGAGUUUGGAAGUCGAGAAGGUGGAGAACGUAAAAGACCUCGAAAAAGUCAAACGUGCUAUAAGAGCCUCUCUUUCGAGCAAACAAAAUGGCAACGAGGAUUUCUUAGCGGAUUUAGUCAGCAAAGCUUGCGUUUCCGUGGUUGACGACAAGAACAGUGGCUUCAACGUGGACAACGUCCGUGUUUGCAAAAUUUUGGGCGGAGGUCUGUAUGGCAGCCAGGUUCUGCAAGGAAUGGUGUUCAAACGAGGGGUUGAGACGACCAUCACGAAAGCUGAAAAGGCGAAAGUUGCGGUGUACACCUGUGCUGUCGAUUCUGCUGCGACUGAGACGAAGGGAACCGUGCUGAUCAAAUCUGCCGCCGAGUUGAAGACGUUCAGCCGUGGCGAAGAAUCUUUGCUCGAAACUCAGAUCAAAGCAAUCGCAGAUGCUGGAGUGAAAGUCAUUGUCAGUGGAGGGAAAAUCGCAGAUAUGGCUUUGCACUAUUUGAACAAGUAUGAGAUUAUGGGAGUGCGUUUGCAAUCCAAGUUUGACUUGCGCCGACUCGCGAAAUCGGUUGGAGCUAUCGCAUUGCCAAAGAUGGUUGCUCCGACCCCCGAAGAAGCUGGAUUUUGCGAUCACGUGUAUGUCGACGAGUUGGGAGAAUCUUCUAUUGUGGUAUUCAGGAUGGAUAGCCAGGAAGCGCGUUUGUCGACGAUUGUUAUCCGAGGCUCUACUGAUAACAUGAUGGAUGAUGUUGAGCGAGCGAUUGACGAUGCUAUCAACAAUUUCAAAGUGCUGGCAAGGGAUGGACGACUAGUUCCUGGAGCCGGUGCUGUGGAAAUGGAAUUGUCCUGUCAGAUUGCCAAGUAUGCGAACACCUGUCACGGGCUGGAACAAUACGCGAUACAUAAAUUUGCAGCAUCAUUGGAGGCAUUCCCCAGAACACUGGCUGCCAAUUCUGGCUUAGGCGUGACGAAAGCCAUUGCUGCUCUGAUAGCAAGUCACGGCGAAGGAAAGGCCGCAUCCGGUCUUAACGUCUUGGGGGAAAACGACUCGCCACUGUUGGACGCAGUUGAAGCCGGAAUCCUUGAUCCGCUGCUCACCAAGCAAUGGGGCAUGAAGUAUGAUAUUCUGCAAUUCGCAACUUCCGAAUACGCCUCAAAAUUUGCAGGUUACAAAACCCCUGUGGAGAUGGCGAAAUCUUCGCUUCAUAAUUUUAGAUUAGGAAAGCGUUCUCAGGUCGUUUCCGUUGAUGGCAGUGAUUCGCAAGAGAAAAGUAGCGGUUUUCCUUGCGACAAAGAUUCCUUCCCCGAGGAUGUUGACCAGGACCUUCAUUCCAAUGUGAGAAGGAAGAUCUCAGCUAAACAAAGAAAGCGAGUUGACAGCGAAAGGAAUUUCCUGGCUCUGGUGGAAUCGGGGUCAUUGGUAGAGAUUGGCCGCGAGGCUUUUUUCGUGGUUUGCCGGAACGGCCGCGAGGAUUUAGUCAAUUUGUUGUUGAAUUUCGGCUGUGAUCUGAACGCUCGGAAUGAGUUCGGGGAGACACCUCUUCACGUUGCCGCUGCCGAAGGUCAGCGAGGAAUCGUCGAACUUAUGCUGAAAAAGCGUGCUAAUACUUCAAAUUGUGAUAAUGCUAAAAUGACCCCAUUGCACGUGGCAGUGGAACGCGGUCAUCAGUCAAUCGUGAAAAUGCUGCUUCAUGCCGGUUCCGGUGGAGAUUUGGAAGUUGUCAACGAACGCGGUUUGACUCCUUGGGACACGGCAAUUAAGUCAAAUGACCGAUCGAUGCUGAAGCUGCUUCAGGACUGGAAGAUAAGACAUAGUCAUGAUAAAACGGAAGACGGUUUGCAGAUUCUUCAAGCUCAUGGCAUUCGGUACUUAUCGGAUGAACCUUCCCCGGGGAACAGCGUCAUCUCUUCUCUACUCAGCUUGGGUCGCAAAUUUACUCUGACCGAUGUUGGUAAAGAGUUGCUGAAGCGUAUAGAAAACGAGAGACCGAUUGAUCCCAAGAAGUCUGACUUGUCACCUUCGCGGGAUGAUGUCAAAGACCGGGGAAAACUCCGAUCCUUUCGUUUUUCAAAGAAAAGUCAGCCAUCUUCGAAUGUAGCAUCGAACGGCAUUCGAUCCCCGGACUGCGAAAAAUCAGUGCCUGUGGAUUUUGUCUCGUUGCCUGGGUCUGUGGUGAUAAACCCCAUGGGUGGUGAUGAGGAUUAUGUUCCUGUGAAAGCAAAGGAAAGCGGAAGUGAGGAGGAAUCGGGAUCAGAUGCCAGUAACGAUGAAGGAGAAAGAUCUGUGGAAAGCCGGAAGCGUCGAAAAAAGUCCGACGAAGAUCACGUUUCCUCGAAAAAGCGGACUCGUGCUUCACUCGAUUCCAGUGAUGAGAAGAAUUUGAUAGCAAGAGAAGGGGUCAAAGGCUACGGCUUGCGAAGUGAUCCGACUGCUUUGGAAACUACCUCAAAAAUCUCGCGGAGUUCGGCCACUUCUUCCGUUGUUACUCCGAAUGCGUCGGAAUCCACUACUACUCCGAAAACUCCAGUGAUUCCUCCAGUCCGAUGUUCUAUUAUAGGAAAAAAAGUCGAGGAAUUUAUGGUGAUGAACGACGAGGAUAUUGGGAGGCUUCAGGAUGAAGCCGUUAAGAGAAAAGAGAGGCUGUUGAGUCUCAAGAGGAAAAAGGAUAAAACCGGUGAUGGCGAAAAUAAAGCUGAACCUGCUCCACUGCCGAGCCCCAUGUUUCGGAGUUAUCGUCCGAUUGACGAGAGCCUCAAGGAUUCGAGUGCGCCGAAAGUGAAGCCGGCGGAAAUCAUAGAAGAGGUUGAGGAUCAGGUGGAGGCCGGUAAAGCGAGGCAUGUGAUGGAACAAGUGGAUUUGACUAGUCUUGCACCUCGGAAACCUGACUGGGACCUGAAACGAGACGUUGCCAAGAAGCUGGAGAAGCUCGAGCGACAAACACAACGAGCCAUUGCGGAACUCAUUCGAGAUCGACUGUUGGCUGAGGAAGGACGCAUCGGAAGUAACGAAGAUGAAGCUUCAGCUGGAGAAGUGGAUUUGAACGUCGCUGUGUCUGUGGGUGCUCAGGCAGAAAUGCUUCAAGAUGAUGAUGACGACGAUGACGAUGAAUCAUGAUGAUUUUAUCUUUUGAUCGUUUGAAUGGGUCCGUGAAUUUUGCUCAAGAUUUCAGAUGAAUUUUAGCUUUCUCUGAUGAAAAUAUGAGAAGUCUCUUAGAAGUGUGCUAUUUUCCUUGCGAUCAUGAUAACAGGAGAUGAUGUUUACAGUCGUGUAUAAAACUGAAGUCCUUUGCGAUUAUCAUACUUCGGAAGGAGAAAUUUCAUUCCAUUUCAUGGGAUCGAAAAAGUUUGCUCAUUCUGCUUAUGCCCCAGUUUUCAAUUUAAUCUCCUCGAAAAAUUCAAAAUGCAGUACCGUAUAUGAAAAUGCAUUGUCUUACAAGCUGGAUUCUUGAUGGAAAUUUUGUGGAGAUUUCAUAAGAUCAGAAGCAUGUAUGCAGUUUAUUUGCGAAUCAAAGACCUUUUCGAAUUAUAUUAAUUUCAAUUUCGUGUCCAAAUAGCGCCAAAAGCAGCAAUGCAAGAGAAUACAGGUCGGUGGUGGAUAAAUGAAAUUUAUUUCAAUUUAAACAAUGAAUUCAGUUUAAUUUUAUCUGAAACCUAUUUUCCGAUUCAACAGUAUGUGUAAGAAAGAAUUCUGAUCUUGAGCCAAAUAUCACGGAUUAUGUUUUGUUUUUUGUUCGCUUUUUUCACGAAAGUUUUUGGAAAUGCAAAAUGAUAUUCAUGAA
This is a messenger RNA of Notodromas monacha, 4290 nucleotides long. The record is from the annotation of a GenBank genome assembly. Lineage: Eukaryota; Metazoa; Arthropoda; Ostracoda; Podocopida; Cyprididae.